Halichondria panicea is the source of this 867-nucleotide messenger RNA. RefSeq lists its product as uncharacterized. NCBI's taxonomy places the organism in Eukaryota, Metazoa, Porifera, Demospongiae, Suberitida, Halichondriidae. The record is from RefSeq and is a predicted model, not a curated record. Gene Ontology annotation, biological process: xanthophyll cycle. Gene Ontology annotation, molecular function: violaxanthin de-epoxidase activity. Bases 1 to 867 code for a protein of 288 amino acids. The transcript has a single exon.
AUGUUGCCAAUUAUUGCCCUCAUAACUGCAGUAUUGCUGACAGCUCAAGCUCACCAACUGCCUGAGCAGCCAAAGCUAGGAGCUGGUCCUAGUGUAGAUGGAAGCUGUGUUUUGAAGCACUGUACUGGUUCCUCUGGAGAGUGUGGAUUAGAUAAAGGAUGCAGGGAUGCUGUAGGAUGCUCUUACAAGUGUUUCCAGGAUUGGGACAAGGACACUUCACCGCAGAAGUUUGUCGUUCAAAACUGUACCAACAAAUGUGUUUUCACAUACGGAGAAGAAAAGACGUUUCAAGAGUACAUGGGUUGCCUCACCGACAACAAGUGCAUUACGUUCCCUCCCAUUCCUUCAACCUGCAAAGCCCCGAACGUUAAACCAGUCAAGCAGCUGUCGACAAAAGACUUUGGCGGGAAAUGGUGGGUGCAGCGCGGAUAUCACAAGGUGUACGAUUGCUACCCUUGUCAAACUAUUGAAAUUAAACAGAUCAACGAAACCGCUUGGCUGUACACUCCUCAAUACGAGACUUACCUUGUCAACAGCAGCCUUUACCUCGUGACCAACCAACAUUUUGUGAUGCCCAACACAGCGCCAGGAGAAAGCAUUUCCUUCACCUAUCAUGAUGUGGGGCUCGAUCAUUCUGAGACGUGGUGGCCAUUGGACAAAGCUGCUGAUGGUUCAUGGAUCAUAAUGUACUACUGUGGGAAUACUGUCCAGUGGAACUAUGAGGGUUCCCUGGUAAUGUCCAGAAAUAGGAUCCUGGAUCCGUCUGCUUACAAGCAAAUCGGAGCAAGUUACAAGCAAGCUGUUGGACUGGAUAUCAACGAUUUCUGCUUUACGGAUACUUCAAGCGAUUGCAUGAAUUAUACCUAA